This is a messenger RNA of Oppia nitens, 1767 nucleotides long. Its product is annotated as prolyl 4-hydroxylase subunit alpha-1-like. NCBI's taxonomy places the organism in Eukaryota, Metazoa, Arthropoda, Arachnida, Sarcoptiformes, Oppiidae. The transcript has 2 exons. The record is from RefSeq and is a predicted model, not a curated record. Gene Ontology annotation, cellular component: endoplasmic reticulum. Gene Ontology annotation, biological process: peptidyl-proline hydroxylation to 4-hydroxy-L-proline. The coding region runs from base 520 to 1767 and encodes 415 amino acids. Gene Ontology annotation, molecular function: protein binding; procollagen-proline 4-dioxygenase activity; iron ion binding.
AGUCAAUGGAUAGAAACUGUUGGGAAAUAUAUCACUGAUGAAGAACAUAGACUUUCACAGUUAAAGUCAACAAUCAAUGAAUUAAAGCGAUUUAAUCAAUUGUCAGUCAAUGAUACCGAUGCAUACCUAUCACAUCCGAUAAACAUAUAUCUACUAAUCAAACGAUUGGCCACUGAAUGGCCACAAGUAGGCAAACUACUGGAUCAGUCGACACACAAUAAGCUCCGGUUACGAGUGAAUCCAAUUGAAAACAAUGAAUUGACUGAAGCGGCCAAAGGUUUGCUAAAUUUGGUAAAUACUUACCAACUGGACAUACAGGCGCUGGCAAACGGUUCGGUACAGUUCUGGUCAGUCUCGGAGGGCCGAGAGAUAAUAAUCCAGCCGUCAGAUGACACACACCGGCUAACGGCUGCCGACUGUUAUCUGAUUGGAAAACAAACACUUAUUGAGGAUUACUAUGAAAGUGCUAUUCAAUGGUUCAAUGAGACAAUUAAACGGUCAGAUAAUAGUACAUCCGAUAUGUUGUUUAAAUCGGAAUUAGCUAAACAUAUGGCACUGGCCUACUAUAGACUGGGAGAUCAUAAUCCAUCGGACACACAUCGGCUAACGGCUGCCGACUGUUAUCUGAUUGGAAAACAAGCACUUAUUGCGGGUCACAAUCAAAGUGCCAAACAAUGGUUUGACGAGACUAUUAAACGGACAGUUAAUGACAACAUAACGGAUAAUAAGUUGUUUUUUGAGUCGAUAGUAGCUAAACAUAUGGCACUGACAUACUAUAGACUGGGAGAUUAUAAUCAAAGUGUUCAUUAUAUAAAUGAAUCCAACAAUGCAUUAGUCAAUGACUACCAGAGCGAUACAGAGUUUCAGUUUAACAAACUAUUUGUUGAACUAAUGACUAAUAGCUAUUUAUUUAGCAAUAUAUCAACUAAUCAAUUGUCGGAAAAACAACGACAACAACAACAAACAUCCCGUUUGAAUGAUAUAUCGCAACAAUUGUGUCGCGGAGUAGUAGUAGUCAACAAACAUCGGAAUCGGACAGUAAUGGAGUCGCGAUUGAAAUGUCAUUAUUUGGAUACAACUAACCGGCCGUUACUACGGCUAAUACGAGUAAAAGUUGAACAAUUGUAUGACAAACCAGACAUUGUAAUGUUUCAUGACAUACACGGCCGCCGGGAAAUAGCCGUAAUGAAACAGUUGGCCAACAAACGACUGACCAGAUUAAAGAUCAGACGAAAUAAUACGGAAAAUAUAGUAUCCGAUAUACGGAUAGCUGAGGGUUGUUGGCUAAAAGAUACGGAUCAUCCGGUAGUCGAUAGACUAAGCAAACGUAUCGGUGCUAUCACUGGACUGGACACCUGUAGAGGCGAUAGCUUUAAUGUUAUCAAAUACAGAAUCGGCGGACACUAUCGCUAUCAUAACGAUGUUGGCUAUAGUGGCCAACGGCUGGGUCGGGAAACCUAUGCCAAUACUAUCAAUCGUAUGGCCACAUGGAUCAGCUAUCUGAGCGAUGUCCAGUCAGGAGGAGGAGGAGGAGGCGGUGCUACUGUUUUCCCCAAACUAGGUGUCCGGGUUGAGCCCAGACAAGGGUCGGCCGUAUUUUGGUAUAAUUUGAAAAGUUCCGGUUAUAUUGAUUUUGAUAUGCUUCACGGUGGUUGCCCGGUGCUUGUUGGCCCGGCCAAAUGGAUAGCCACCAAAUGGAUAGAUUAUGAGGAACAGGCGUUUCGUAAACCGUGUCUAUUAGAUAGACAAUCGUUAAAUUAUUUAUAA